Messenger RNA from Homalodisca vitripennis (glassy-winged sharpshooter), 1948 nucleotides. RefSeq lists its product as uncharacterized. Lineage: Eukaryota; Metazoa; Arthropoda; Insecta; Hemiptera; Cicadellidae. The record is from RefSeq and is a predicted model, not a curated record. Bases 771 to 1196 code for a protein of 141 amino acids. The transcript is spliced from 2 exons.
UCUACUUAUAUUAAAAAAGGAACAAAACAAGGAAAAAACAAUGUUUAUUCUUGCGAGUUUUUCUGAAUAAGAUAAGAUUUGUUACAUUUUAGUUUCUUAUCCUAGUUAUUGACAUAUCACAAAAUUAUCGAGUCGGUUAUAUUCGUAGUUUUUAUUUGUUGCAGGUAGUGUAUGGAUACUAUGUAACUUGUAAACAAACAAUCCAUAUAUUUAAAUGCUAAACCAACUAAGAAAAUGAUAAACUUUCAAAAUAAACUUAAAUCGUGGUCUAUUUAUUAAAAAUUCAAGGUUACAUGAUACUUGCUGAAGUUUGUCUAAAAAUGUUUAAACUAACUUUAGCAUAUCACUAAUAUCAAUUAGUGGGCGUUUACUGAUAUUUUCGAAAAGUGUUUCUUAGUCAUUCCUUUAUUUUGUGUUAUUUCAAAAGCUGUUUCUAGAGAAUUUCACAAAUAACUUUAAAAAAUAUAAAAUCUAGCUAAAAUGUUCAACCUAAAUCGAGUACAACAAGUAUCUCUUCUUCUAUAUAGUAUAUCCAAAGGACUUUUUUGCCUGUAAUUUAUGUAACUCAAUGGUACAACAAGUUACAGCUAACAAUCAGUUGGAAGACACAUUGGCUGGACUCGAGACGCAGCUCUUAGAAUAAUGGGCAAUUCCUCGACAUCACCAGAUUCGGAUUGUCAAGACAACCUGUGAUAUUCCAAUACGUUUUCAAAAUAUAAUAAUACAUUGCAAUGUACAUUUUUCAUUGUCCACAGAAGAUAUAGACGCUUAUGGUGCAGAGUGGAAGAAGGUUUUUUUACCAAGAUGUUGUGUUUUCAGGAUAUACUCGGCUAUAUACAUUUCCUGAACAAAACAGUUCUCUCAGUAUAGUUACAGAAUCUGAUAAAAUAUUUCAUGGGGGAGGUUAUAUUGCUGAACUGAAACGAAAACGAAGAGAAUCUGAAGACACAGUUUACAAUCUCCUUGAUUCUGGCUGGCUGGAUGCAAGAAUUAAGAUACAAAGAGGACUUGACGUUGAACUGGAAGACGACCUGAAGGUCACACUAUCGGACUUAGCGGUAUUAGUUCAAAGGAUAGCAAUAAGUAACCAGAUACUCUGUGAAAGCUUCAAAUUUAACGACGAACAGAGAUCACAAUUUAAUUACUUGUUGGAAAAGUGUAACAAUAUGAUAUCGGAUUUAAAGAAAAUCCUGUAGUCUUUAUAAUUAUCUAUUGAUAUGUUUGGUAUAUUUUGUGAAAUAAAAUAUAGUUUUUAUUAAUGAAAUUUGGUGCGCUCAACCAGUUACGUAUUAUUACGAAAAAUGCCAGGCUAUUUUUGAAUGUUUGCAUUAAUUAUACAUUACCUUAGGUCAGUUUGUUUUAGAGAUAUUGUAUGGACAGAAAGACAAACAUACAAACAGAAAUGAAGAUUUUCCAGCCCCUUGAGUGUCAGGUUUCGGUAACGCUUAGCCUAUUAUAAUGUUUGUAGCUCUCACUACAACAAUUAAUAAUAAGUUACUAAAUAUCUUUAGUAAUUUUUAAAACUCAAGACUUGUAAUUCUUAUGUUCACAUACAUUUUUAAUCUAAUGUGUUCUAUAUGCUCUUUAACUCUCCAAAAUGUUCUUUAUCAUUCCAUGCUUCACAUUAUUCAUAAGGAUGUGUCUAAUAUGUGUUUAUGUGGUGAUAUCACAAAUCGAAGCUCCAAAUCUAUCAAACACAAGUAUUUUUUUAUAUUAAAGAGCGUACAUGCAUUUGAUUUAUUACAAAAUUGACAUUUUUAUUCUUAUAGUUAGGAAAGUCCUAUUUAAAACUACAUAAAACAAUUUGCAUUACAGGAAUUGUACUUUGUAUGAGAGGGAAAUAUUGUAUAGCUGGAUAUUAGAAUAUUUCUUGGAAUCAUUUCGAGUAUUUUACACUAAAGCAUACAUGUAUGUAAUAUGUAUAAUAAAAAUUACUUUUUUAAAUAUA